Tachyglossus aculeatus (Australian echidna) is the source of this 1839-nucleotide messenger RNA. RefSeq names its product CYFIP-related Rac1 interactor A-like. Bases 502 to 1473 code for a protein of 323 amino acids. The record is from RefSeq and is a predicted model, not a curated record. The transcript has 11 exons. Gene Ontology annotation, molecular function: small GTPase binding. Gene Ontology annotation, biological process: regulation of actin filament polymerization. NCBI's taxonomy places the organism in Eukaryota, Metazoa, Chordata, Mammalia, Monotremata, Tachyglossidae.
UUCCUUCUCCAGCCCCUCCCCAACCCCCAGAGCAUGCAGAAUCCUGAAGCAGAGAGGCAGGGCCUGAAGGAGAGGGCCGGGGGUCGUAAUGUAAAAGGGACCCCCAGAACCCCCAGGCGUGGCCGAGGCAACUCCUCUGGGUGAGGAGGAAGUGUGAAGACACCAGGCAGGCUCUUGUGGAGGGGGCCCAACAUGAGAUGCUCACACAGGAAGCGCUGAGGCGCACAACGAAGAGCUCCGCUUCCCCUCUGGGGACCCAGAAUAGAAAAAAAAAAGAGAAGUCGAGGCAGGCUCAGCUGCGCGGCUGAAAGAGCGGCAGGCCCAAAGCGGGUGUCUGGGCCCCGGGGGUGGUGAGGGGGUGGGAGGACCAGCCGGAAGGAGCCCCAGCCAGAGCAGCAGGAGUCAGAGUGGGCGAAGCGGAGCUGGGGGCAGGGCGGGCAGAGGCCGGAGCUGCCUGCUGGGGAAACAAAGCCACCCCGCACCUAGGCAGGGCUGCCGGCCAUGGGCAACCUGAUAAAGGUAUUGGGCAAAGAUUUAGAAAACUGUCCUCAUUUUUUCCUGGAUUUCGAAAAUGCCCAGCCCACGGAGGCCGAGACUGCGGUGUGGAACCAAGUCAACGCGGUGCUGGAGGAAGCUCAAACCAUCCUGGCUGAACUGCAGUCCUAUACCGGAGCGGGCCAGGAAAUUAGAGAGGCCAUCCAGAACCCCAACGACCUCCAGCUACAGGAGAAAGCCUGGAAUGCGGUUUGCCCCUUAGUGGCUAAACUGAAGCGCUUCUACGAGUUUUCUCUUCGGCUCGAGAACGCCCUGCGGAGCCUGCUGGAGGCUCUGACCAGCCCCCCGUAUGCCCCGACCCAGCACCUGGAGAGGGAGCAAGCCCUCGCGAAGCAGUUUGCCGAAAUCCUCCACUUCACGCUCAGCUUUGACGAGCUCAAGAUGACCAACCCGGCCAUCCAGAAUGACUUCAGCUAUUACAGAAGAACAAUCAGCCGAAACCGCCUCAACAAUCUACAGUUAGAUGCCGAGAGCGAAGUCAACAACGAAAUGGCUAACAGGAUGUCCCUCUUCUAUGCAGAGGCCACGCCGAUGCUCAAAACUCUAAGCAACGCCACCACUAAGUUUGUCUCUGAGAACAAGACUCUCCCCAUAGAAGACACCACUGACUGCCUAAGCACUAUGGCCUGUGUGUGCAGGGUGAUGCUGGAAACCCCGGAGUACAGGAGCAGGUUCACCAACACGGAGACCCUCCUCUUCUGCAUGAGGGUCAUGGUCGGCGUCAUCAUCCUCUACGACCACGUGCACCCCGUGGGGGCCUUCGCCAAGACCUCGAAAAUCGACAUGAAAGGCUGCAUAAAGGUCUUGAAAGAUCAACCUUCAAACAGCACGGAGGGGCUCCUGAACGCUCUGAGAUAUACCACCCGACACCUGAACGACGACACCACUUCGAAGCAGAUCCGGGCCCUGCUGCAGUGACGUCUCCCCCAUCCCGGCUGGACCCUGCUGCGGGGGACCCCACUUAGGCGCCCCUGGACACGGGGCCCUGCCGCAGCCAAGCCCCCGGCUGGGCCUUCAGCGGUAUUUUAACGUCGAUGCGAUGCCAAUAUAAAUAACCACGACCGUGCCCCUCGUUUUGUAAAGAAAGGGAAAAGUUUUAAAAAACAGUAAACUAAUAUUAAUAUGAGCCACCCACUGAACAAAACCCAAAUUCCCCUCAACCUCCGGCACAUGUGAGCACGUGUCCCUCCCGCUUCCCUUUCCCCUUGAAGGUGAUGUGAUUUGUAGGGAAUAAUAAUAAUAUAACGAUGGAAUUUAUUAAUCAAUCAAUCAAUCGUAUUUAUU